AUGGCCGCCGCAAAGAUUGGGGCCAUCCAGGCCAAACUGCAGGACGAGUCCCGCGAGUUCCAGAAGCUGGAGGCCGCGCUUGGACGCUCAGCAGGCGGAGAACGAGUCGGUCCUCAAGGAGUUCAGUACAUUGAAGGCGGACAACACGAUCUUCAAGCUCGUCGGCCCGGCGCUCGUCGGGCAGGACCCGACCGAGGCCAAGGCGAACGUGGAGAAGCGACUGGAGUACAUCAAGUCAGAAAUGUAGGCUGCACAAAUAAUCUCUUCAUAGCUGACCGUUACAGCAAGCGAGUUGAGAACCAGAUCAAGGAGCACCAGGAGAAGGCGAACAAGAAGAAGGACGAGCGCGAGUUCCAGCAGCUGCAGGGACCGAGCAAGGCUGCCGCUUAA
Messenger RNA from Trichosporon asahii var. asahii CBS 2479, 390 nucleotides. RefSeq lists its product as uncharacterized. The record is from RefSeq and is a predicted model, not a curated record. The transcript has 4 exons. The coding region runs from base 1 to 390 and encodes 129 amino acids. NCBI's taxonomy places the organism in Eukaryota, Fungi, Basidiomycota, Tremellomycetes, Trichosporonales, Trichosporonaceae.